Messenger RNA from Lachancea lanzarotensis, 1758 nucleotides. It is a transcript of the gene SAN1, whose product is annotated as LALA0S07e05006g1_1. Gene Ontology annotation, molecular function: ubiquitin protein ligase activity. Gene Ontology annotation, cellular component: cytoplasm. The transcript has a single exon. The coding region runs from base 1 to 1758 and encodes 585 amino acids. Gene Ontology annotation, biological process: ubiquitin-dependent protein catabolic process. NCBI's taxonomy places the organism in Eukaryota, Fungi, Ascomycota, Saccharomycetes, Saccharomycetales, Saccharomycetaceae. The record is from RefSeq and is a predicted model, not a curated record.
AUGGCGGUUGGAGACAACGAUGAACCACAGAGGCCCGAUCCGUUGGCUUCUAGUGGUACCCCUACUGGUGCAAAUAGCCGGCAAACAAGAAAUGUCACAGUCACAAUACAAUAUGCUGUUUUAAAUGGGGGUAGACAGAAUGGUGGUGAUGACAACGAUGAGACGGUAAGCAGAGUCCCGUUUGUGUUGAAUUUUACGGAUGUUCCGCCAUCUGCUACGCAAGAGCGGUUGGAACAGGUGGUAGCCUUAGCCUCUAAUUUGGCUAUCAACAGGCUACAUACUAGGUUUAAUCGUCCUAAAGGUAUUACUAAAGAGGCAUUUGAAAAAUUGCCAGUAUUGGGCUUGGACAAAGUGCCGCAAGAAACAUGUAGUAUCUGCUACGAUUCUUUUGAAGAAGAAGUGCUCCGGGAAGAAGAGAGCAGAGAAAGCAGGAAGAGAACUUUGGACUCGGAAGGAGAUAUUUCCCUUGACGCCACAAAACGACAGAGGACGCCAUCUGAAGCACCGUCACAGCCGUCUUACGUAGAGCGAGAUCAUCAAGAAGGAACCUCUCAAAACUCGAAUCACUCGGAUUCUGAUGUCAAAAACGUACCAUCUGUGAAAUACAAGCAUUCUCCCGUUCAACUUCCUUGUGGUCAUAUAUUCGGACGGGAUUGCAUAAGAGAAUGGACUCUGGAGCACAAUACAUGUCCAGUUUGCAGAAGACCUAUUGUCGAUGCUUCGGGCCUUAACAGUCCUCCGCCUAAUGAAGACGAAGACAGCUUUCUCGAUCAACAAACCCUUGAAAGGAUCAGAUUGCUUCUGUAUGGUCCAUUGGCCACGGGUGCAAACGACACAAAUCGUCCUGGACAUGAUCCAGCGCCUCCAGCGCAAAGUCCACUAUCAGCUGCGGAGGGAGCUGGGACGAAUUUCUCACCAAGAGCAGAGCCUAUGAACGCUUUGGCUAAUUUCAUUGUUUUCAGACCAAAUCGCAGUCCUACCACUAAUGACAUGGAGACAAAUCAUGGUUCGCCACAGGCUCCUCCUAUACCAAAUGGAACUUCUGCACCAGCAAACGCCGGUCGGAGUCCACCUCUGAUUCUCAACGGUGCAAGACCAGGCGGAAUAGGAUUGAUGCCUAUAACCUUCAUUCACUUACGUGGGAGAUCUCCCACGCGGCCACAAAAUGCACCAGAGGAGGCAAUGUCCGUUACAAGUGGCUCUACAGAUACUGGGGUGCCUCAUCCUGAUAACGCAGCUUCUCAAGUUCCUCCGAUCACCACUGACACAUCUCCAGAAACGAACAGCUUCAUUUCAUCAUUGAAUCAUAUCUUCAAUAUGAACAACAACGAAAGUGCGACACCAUCCACUGAACCACAAAGAGACACAACAGCUGAGUCUGCUUCCAGUACUAAUAACGACCGAAACGAAGUGGAGCCACACAACGCCCAGCCAAGCGGGAACACCACCACCACCACCACCACCACCGCCGGAGGCCAGGGUCCAGAGCGUCGUCGAGGUUUCAAUCUUAAUAGUCUUUUGGGACUCGCUCGAAAUUUUAGUACUUUCAAUCAUCGCAGGAAUGAUUCGGAUCAACUUUUCAGUACUGGUGUGGCUAGCCGGAGAACUCCAGACGGUGUCUCCACCGUAAACUUCAACGGCCAGAUGCCUAAUCCAGAAUCUCAAGAGCAGGGGCAGGGACAGGAGUCAUCCCACCAACAGCACGAUGAUGUACAAGACUCACCUGCUUCCCACCGAGCAGAGAACUCUUCAAGAUGA